Rhododendron vialii is the source of this 525-nucleotide messenger RNA. RefSeq names its product protein MAIN-LIKE 2-like. NCBI's taxonomy places the organism in Eukaryota, Viridiplantae, Streptophyta, Magnoliopsida, Ericales, Ericaceae. The transcript has 2 exons. Bases 1 to 525 code for a protein of 174 amino acids. The record is from RefSeq and is a predicted model, not a curated record.
AUGACGGUGACGCCCCUCGACUUCGAGGCGAUCACAGGGCUCAGGGUUGGCGGAGACCCGAUCCCCUACGACUCGAGCCUGGUGCUGGACGACGCGGCUCUGAGGUGGUUCCUUGGACGAGUGCCACGCCACAGCGGAGGGAUGGCAGCUUACGGGCAGUUCGUGGAGUACUGGAACCACGAGCCCGCGACUGACGAGGAGGCGGCCCAGAUGGCCCGGGCGUACCUGCUAUACUUGUUCGGGGCUUCUCUGUUCCCGAACAGGCGUAGUCGGGUGCACCUGUGCUACCUAGUGGGUUUGGUGGACCUGGGACAGGCGGGGCGCUUCGACUGGGGAGGUGAUGCUCUGUGCACGCUCUACUGUCUCCUUGGAGCUGCUUCUCGCGGGGUCGGAGACACAGUUGGAGGGUAUUGGCGAGUGUUCGAGCUUUGGGCUUACGAGGUUCUUGGGAUGUUCCCGCCCGAAAAUACUUGUACGGACCCGAACCUUUUUCCACGCGGCUUAGCCUGGGGUAAGGCGUACUGA